AUGUGGCAGAUUACCAAACAAGAAAAGAUAGUGCAUAAUGGGAAGCAAUUCGAGGGUGGUGGUGAGAGGAAUGGGAAGGAAGGCAUUGUGGUUGGGAUAGUUGGAAUAGAAGGCAUUGUGGGGAAUGAAAAGGCUGGCAACGGAGGCAGGGCCACUUUUGGGAUAGCGGGCAUGGAGGUCGGCAAUGGCGGCAAUGUGGGCUUCGGCAGAGAUGGAAUGGUCGGUAGAGUUGGCAUGAGAGGCAUGCUCGGCAAUGGUGGCAAUGUGGCGCUCGGGAAGUUUGGCAUUGUGGGCAGAGGUGGAAUUGUUGGCAAUGCAGGCUGCACCGGUUGAGAAGAUUGUAGUAGAUGUCGGGCCGCCCACGCUGAAUAGAUAUUGCUUGAAAGAGAGACUGCAAUAACUAAACAUACAACAAAGUGAAAGUUGAAGGUUGCCAUUGCUUGAUUUCUUGACGAGUGGUUGGUUGAUUAUAGUGUUUAAAGGGGCGAUUUCCGUUGUGUGUUGA
This is a messenger RNA of Sesamum indicum (sesame), 505 nucleotides long. Lineage: Eukaryota; Viridiplantae; Streptophyta; Magnoliopsida; Lamiales; Pedaliaceae. The record is from RefSeq and is a predicted model, not a curated record.